GCUACCUAGGCAUUGUUAUAUUUACUGGGCAACCAUCAGGGCUUAGUAUGCCGUCCCUAUAUCCCAAAGAGCUGUCGCUUGUGAUAUAGUGAAGCUGUCAAAUAAGAACAUGAUGGCAGCCCCCAACGUUGAUGGCCCUCUGGCAACGGGUUGCAUCGAGUCCAGCGACACUGUCCGCCACUGAUCUCAUAUCCAUGGUGGGUUCGACCAGCAGGCUGUUGAUGGCUGCCAUCCGCUACUACACGUGCAAUAGCGAGGAGUGAAGCUCUCUAUGCACAACGUGGCCAGAUUCCCUUCGCUGUCUACAAGAUCCUCGGACGCUUGAGCGGCCCUGACCAUAGAUCUGAAACUUUGAGCGUCGGUCACUCGCCUCAAAUGAGAGGAACAUAAUGCGACUCGCAGAGAACUUGAAGGCGAGGCCUUAGUUUCUCGAGUCGCCCUCCGACCACUCGAUCACCGUGGCCGAGAUGGUGCGCACCGCCAGCAUGGCCGCACCGGACGCUCUGAUGGAUCCCUGAACUGGUGCAACACCGACCCGGACUGCUUCCUCUGGCGCUGGGAAAGCGCUAACCCGAUCGCUCCCAUCUACCAAUGGGAUCUCCUUGUGACCGAGAGCAACCGUUUACCCAGGCUGGCCGCUUCUUGACGUGCCAAAUGGAGCGAAACCGACGGCGACAACAUCAACAGGUACCCGUUGGCGGCAAUAUGCGGCACGACAGUGAUGGGCUACGACAUCGUCGCCAACACCGUCAGCCGCCUGGCCGACCGAGCAUUGGGGUCUGCAAAAUCGAAAGGGGAGGUCUCAGCCUUGCCGAGCCUUGUGGUUUAGCUACCAGGUAGAAAGGCCCGGUGAGCCUGUCGUGUUUAGUCAAUGCUCUCUCCAGGCUCUGUGAUGAGACAAGAAGUCUUUCACACAUGAGCACUUAUGGCCGCCUUGAUAUUCCGGGUAUUUCUUUCUCUGAGCUAUCAUCUUUGCCAGUAACCCCAGCCUCCCGGGCACGGAUGCUAGGGGGCAGCACCCUUUCCUGACUUCCCAUACCGAGUAGUGGAAUCGGCAAGUCGUCCCAUCUCUUUCCUUGUUCGAAGGUGUAACUUUUAUUAGUAAAGAGUACCUAGGAAUUGACCUCACAUUCACAACCGAGAAUCUUGUGCCUUGGCCUCAGUUGAUUCAAGUUUCACCUUGGCACCCGAGUCGGUAGAGCUGAUUGAGUCACGUGCCAGUCCGGUUCUCUGUGAGGCUUCGGGGUUGAAGUUGUACAAGGCUCAGCACUCGAAGCACCUCGAACAGUCGGAGUCACCGGCGGGGAUUGAACAGUGGAGACACGUGACAGUCAGGUUGUCACUCAACUCGGGUCACGCGUCAGUGUGUCACUGUCUGGAGUCGUGCCUGAUGCCGUGCCUGGCGCAGUGGGCUGCGUUGACGUCAUUCUGUUCGUGAGGCUUCUGUGUGUCCUUAGAGACGUCAAUUCAAAAAGGACACACACUGCCCAUUGUAGCUACCUACCAUUUCAAUUCCACAGCUAGUUACAACAGUUUGAACAAUCAGUACAAGCAACACUACGACUUCUAAACCUCCAAUCUCCCACUCAAGCGAUACCAACUCACCGCUUACUUUACUACCUGCGAACGACUUCCAAUCCAGUCUUGUGACCACCUACCUCAAAUUAUCUCUACAUUUCUCAGUCACACACCAGACAUCAUGACUAAGUCAAACACUGCUCGCGGAAACCUCACCAAGGUCUUCUACAAGGGCGAGACCGACGACUUCAUUGUCAUUGUCGAAUCUCCCGAAGACCUCGCCGCGUGGAAGAAGGACAAAUCGAUUCCACUGGCACAGGUCGUGAACUCAUUCAAGAUCAUGGUCACCCACAAGCACGGCGCACAAGGUCAAAUGGACGGAGCUUCCAAGGCCAGUCUGGAGAACGAAUUCGGCACUUCGGACGAAGACCAGAUCAUUCGGAAGAUCCUCGAGGAGGGCCAGCCACAAACUGUUCCGGUCUCCGAGAAACCAGGCACGCGCAAUGAAACCAAGGGUGCAGGAAGACAAGGUCACCCCAACGCAUAGACGCACACGGCUCAUGACACGGCGCUCCUCCGUCUCUAAGUCUCGAGGCUGUCUCGUGUGCUGUGCUUAGGUUGAAGCCACUGCACGCGACAAAAAAGGAGAAAAGUCAUGCGUUGCUGAGGUGGAAUCCUGGAGCAAUGGGAUCAUGCUGCUGUCGAGAAGAGCUCGAAGAGACGCAUAGAGACGGAAUGAGCCCCAAUGAUGCAUCGACGACCAAUAUGUCUGUGGCGUUGCAUGCAUGCAUUGCUAUCAUGCACUGCCCACAGGAGCUGUGCAGUGUCGUAUGAACCAGUCGCAUGAUUGACGAACACCCUUCUUCGGACCCAUCGACGUCCUGAAGUAAGGGACACAAACAGCUUAGCUGACUUUCGUAGCAUCAGCUGAAUACAACUGCAUAAUUGCACCCUCAGCUGCCAGUAUGUCUAGUCAUUUUUGAUGUGUUCUGCACUAGCAUGUUUAUUGUUCUCCGUGCGCCUGUGAUUUUCCCCGACACUCACCCUGUGCACGCACGGACACGCAGUCACCAAUCCCGCCAGAUAGGAGCUAUGUGCAGCUACCCCUAGUAAAAGAAAUAGAAAAGGGAGUUCGGCUAAAGAUGGUUAUAGUUUUACCGGGUGAUUACGCUGCCAUGCCCCUUGAACUUAUGGACUU
Molecule: messenger RNA, 2716 nt
Organism: Exophiala dermatitidis NIH/UT8656
Lineage: Eukaryota; Fungi; Ascomycota; Eurotiomycetes; Chaetothyriales; Herpotrichiellaceae
Exons: 3
Coding region: 1700-2065 (121 amino acids)
Source: RefSeq, a predicted model, not a curated record